AUGGCUUCAACAGCCAGCGCCGCCCCAGGCACGGAUGACGGCGGCCGCAGGAAGCCUCGCCUGGCGGCGUCGUUGCAAAUCAACCCCAGGCCCAGCCCCUGGCAGCCCUCAGCCAGCCUGGGCCAAGACCCCUGGGAGCCCGCGGUCGCCCCCAGUGCGGAGAACGACGACGACAGGGACGGGCAGCCCCAGGCCUCGGCAGCACUGGACGGGCCCGCCGGGGACCUCCCGAAGGCGGCCGGACAGCUGGGCCUGCAGCUCAAGGACCCGCCGCCGGGCCAGGCCGUGGCCUUGCUCACGCAGUACGCAGCCAGUCUGGGCGUCUCCCUGGUCUUCCGAGAGGACCAGACGGCAGACCCCUGCCUCCCGUUCUCCGUGUGCGCAGAGGUGGAUGGCCUGCUCUGCCCCUCGGUCAAGGCCGGCAGCAGGCCGGAGGCCAGACAGCAGGCGGCGCUCUCCGCCCUCCGCUACAUCCGGAGUCAGCUGGGGAGCCCAGAGUCCCCAGAGACCCCCAGCAGGCUUCCACUCGAUCCUCUGAGUGUAGAGAACAUCCUGACCCACGAGCAGCGCUGCGCGGCCAUAGUCAGCGCCGGCUUUGACCGCCUGGUGGACAAGACCUCCCCAUACUGGGCCUGUAAGGGCACUGUGGCUGCGGUCAUCCUGGAGAGAGAGGUCCCCGGCGCCAGGGGCCACGCCAAGGAGGUCUACCAGCUGGUGGCGCUGGGUACAGGCAGCAGCAGCUGUGCCCGCCGGCUGCAGUUCUCGGGCCGGCAGCUCCACGACGGCCACGGGCUGGUGGUGGCCCGCCGCGCCCUGCGCAGGUUCUUGUUCCGGCAGCUCCUGUUGGCGACACAGGGUGGCCCCAAGGGCAAGGAACGGUCGGUACUGGCCCCCCAGCCUGGGCCCGGGCCCCCCUUUGCCCUCAAGCCCCGGAUCUUCCUGCACCUGUACGUCAGCAACACCCCCAAGGGAGCUGCUCAUGACAUCUACCUCCCACCACCCGCUGAGGGCAGCCUCCUGCACAGCCCGUCCUCCCGCAUGCAGGCCCACAUCUGCGGGGAGCUGAGGCCCGUGUGCUACGUAGCGCCCGCCCUGCGCAACACCCACGUGGGCUGCCUCUCCACCAGCGACAAGCUGGCACGCUGGGUCGUGCUAGGGCUGGGUGGCGCCCUGCUCGCCCACUUCCUGCCUCCCCUCUAUGCCACCAGCCUUGUCCUGGCCGACCCCUGCCACGACCCCACAACUCUGAGCAGGGCCAUCCACACCCGGCCCAACCUAGACGGGGUCUUGGGGCCCUAUGCCCGUACCACGCUGCACCUGUUUGCAGGGCCCCCUGUGGCCCCCUCGGAUCCUACCUCCAGUGCCUGCAAUGGCCUGAGCCUCAACUGGAGCCUGGGGGACACCGACGUUGAGGUUGUGGAUGUGGCCACCGGGCGUGUGAAGGCCGAGGCCUCCCUCGGGCCUCCCUCCCGCCUCUGCAAGGCAGCCUUUCUCCGGGCCUUCCGCCAGGCUGCCAGAGCUCUCGGGAAGUCCUGCCUCCCGGCCUUGAAGACCUACGAGGCAGCCAAGGCCGGACCCUACCAGGACGCUCGCAGGCAGCUGUCUCUCCUCCUGGACCAGCAGGGCCUGGGGGCUUGGCCCUCAAAACCACUCGUGGACAAAUUCAGAGACUGAAACCGACCGGCUGAAGCGGACGAGGUCCCCGGGCCAAGCUGGACCCUGCUGUC
Messenger RNA from Lynx canadensis (Canada lynx), 1727 nucleotides. It is a transcript of the gene ADAD2, whose product is annotated as adenosine deaminase domain containing 2. Gene Ontology annotation, biological process: adenosine to inosine editing; RNA processing. NCBI's taxonomy places the organism in Eukaryota, Metazoa, Chordata, Mammalia, Carnivora, Felidae. The record is from RefSeq and is a predicted model, not a curated record. Gene Ontology annotation, molecular function: double-stranded RNA binding; tRNA-specific adenosine deaminase activity; double-stranded RNA adenosine deaminase activity. The transcript is spliced from 11 exons. The coding region runs from base 1 to 1674 and encodes 557 amino acids. Gene Ontology annotation, cellular component: nucleolus; cytoplasm.